CGCAGGAGCCCGGCGCGGCCCCGGCCCCGGCCCCGGCCCCGCCGCCGCCGCGUUCGCCGCAUGACGCCCAGCGGGCACCCCCCGGGGCCCCGCCGCUCCCCCCAGGCCUGGACAGCGAAUCUGGUUGCAAUGGAGACCGUGUCCCUGGAGCACCAGAUCCAGAGCGUGCACCGGCACAUCGCCUUCCUGAAGAAGGAGCAGAUGGAGCUGCUCCAUGCCCUGCACCUGGAGAUCCUCCGCUUGCAGAAGCACUGCUCAGAGCUCACUCAUGACCUGGAAAUGAAAGAGCUGGAAGCCCGCCAGCAAGAGGUGCUGGACCGGGAGCUGGAGGAGAAGUGCCGCGCGAUGGAGGCGCAGCUGCAGGAGAAGGAGAAGGACAACCUGGAGCUGCGCAAGGAGCUGCAGCACAAGGAGACGCUGGUGGCCGCGCUGCGCUCCAGCCUCCGCAACAAGGAGCGCCGGUUCCUGGAGCAGCUGAAGCGGCGGAGCCACCGCGUCACCAUCCUCGACACGGAGCUGCAGAAGCAGACGGAGGCGGCCGCGUACCUCUCGCUGCAGCUCCACGCCACGGCGCAGCGGCUGCCGGCCCCCCGCGCCCCGCAGCAGCCCCCCGACACCGCCCCGGCCGACGGCAGGCCCCGGCGCCGCGGCCACAGGGCUCAGCCCCGGCGCCCGCCCGGUGACGGUGCCCGGCCCAGGGACCCCGCGCCCGAGGAGCACGACGCCAUGCCCGACCCGGCGCUCUUCCUGUACACGGCGCGGCCGCAGCGCCCGCAGCCCUCCGUGGCCCCCCGCACACAGCGGCCGCCCCGGCCCCCCGCGCAGGAGCCCGCGGCCAGGGCCAGGUCGGGCAAGGGGGAUCCCGGCAAGAGGCAGGAGCCCGGCCCCCGCGGCUCCCCCGGCACCAAGGAGUAGACGCCGAGCGGCCGGCAUGGCCUGAGCCCUGCGGCACCGGGGUGGGCACCGGCCAGCGCUGCGGCCCCCCGUCCCCUCGAGGGGAAGGGGCAGCGGAAGGCGGGUGCCUUGCUCGCACCUCCUGAUGCAGGCAGCCAGGAGGAUCCCCCUUGCACAAAGGGUCUGAGCGCUGCGGGACAGUGGGCAGCAGGCACAGGGGCUGCAGAGGGGACACGGCUGGGCACCUGUGCAGAGCUCCGAGGAAGGAAGGAAGGAAAGGUGGCAUUUCGGCAAUGAGAAGAGCUUCCUGCUGCUGCUGCUGCCCCUCGGAGCAGAUGCCAGGUGUGUUUCCCGGGCCAGGGUGCCAGGAGGUGGACGUGCAGCAGCAAGCAAGGGGCACAAGGUUUGGCACAGCAGGAUGAGCUCGUU
This is a messenger RNA of Pezoporus flaviventris, 1323 nucleotides long. RefSeq names its product coiled-coil domain containing 92B (gene CCDC92B). The coding region runs from base 61 to 915 and encodes 284 amino acids. Lineage: Eukaryota; Metazoa; Chordata; Aves; Psittaciformes; Psittacidae. The transcript has 4 exons. The record is from RefSeq and is a predicted model, not a curated record.